AUGCCGCUGCCAGAGAUCCGCUCCAGCCCGGUCCUGGGCCGCCAGGCCAAGGCCCAGUUCCUGAAAGAGGUCUAUGACGUGACCUUCUCAGGCAGGGAGAACGUCUGGAAGGUUGUGGAGAAGGAGAAGCGGGAUGCCAAGCCAGAGAAGGUCCCGGACUGGAUGCGUGAGCGCAGACGAGCCGAAGAGCGUGCAGAGAAGAAGUGGAGCAAGAAGUUUCAGGAGUGGCAGAUGAGCUUUGAGGCUGCCCAGGACGCUCCGGAGGAGAUCCAGCGGAUGCCCUCAUAUCGCGAGGUGGAGAAGCUCGACAGCUCGGCGAAGGGCCGGGAGGAGGUGCAGAAGGCGCAGCGGGAGGCGCAGGAGCUGCGCCGGGAGUGCACGCGGCUGGAAGCCGAGCUCAGCCGCUUGUACGAGGAGUUCCGGAGGGUUCGACGGGAAGGAAUGGAGGAGAGCAAGCGCCGCGAGAAGCUGGAGCAGCACCUGGAGACCGUGGCAAAGGACCACGAGGCGUGGCGCGAGCGCAGCGAGCACCGGGAGUCCCAGCUUCAGCAGGCGCGGCUGCUGCGCCGGAGCGUGGCCAGCCGCGUGGCGCUCUUCGGCUACGAGCUCCACGAUCUCAGCCUCAGGGCUGCGGGCACGCUGUCCCAGGCGGCUGCUGACAAAGGUGAAGAGCCUCCUGAGGAUGAGGUUGAGGAAGAGGCGGACGCGCUCCUUGACGCCGCAGCUGUCAACGAGGAGAUCGCACGGUUCCUGGAGCAGGAGCCGAUGCCAGACGAUCUGAUUGAGGAGCCUGUGCCGGCUGAUGGUCCCCGUGAUGAGGAGGCUUCACCUGCUGUGAGUCCUCAGCAUGGCGAGGAUUCAAGAGAAGGGCAGGUUGAGGAGCCUGUGCCGGCUGAUGGUCCCCGUGAUGAGGAGCCAGAUAGCCCUGGGCAUGACUGGCAUCCGGACUCAGAGGAGGAUUCACCUGCUGUGAGUCCUCAGCAUGGGGAGGAUUCAAGAGAAUGGCAGGUUGAGGAGCCUGUGCCGGCUGAUGGUCCCCGUGAUGAGCAUGGCGAGGAUUCAAGAGAAGGGCAGGUUGAGGAGCCUGUGCCGGCUGAUGGUCCCCGUGAUGAGGAGCCAGAUAGCCCUGGGCAUGACUGGCAUCCGGACUCAGAGGAGGCUUCACCUGCUGUGAGUCCUCAGCAUGGCGAGGAUUCAAGAGAAGGGCAGGUUGAGGAGCCUGUGACGGCUGAUGGUCCCCGUGAUGAGGCUUCGCGGGCAGAUUGUGCUCAGAAUGGCGUUGAGGUUGUCCAGGAGCCCUCGCCUUCCGUCGAGGCAGAUACAGAGGUUGCCGAGGCACUUCUGAGGCACGCAGAGCUUGCAGAGGUGACUUCACGGCCGGCAAGUCCUCAGCAUGGCGAGGAUUCAAGAGAACGGCAAGUUGAGGAGGCUUCGCGGCCAGUUAGUCCUCAGUAUGGCGGUGAUGUCGUCCAGGAGCCCUCGCCCUCAGUCGAGGCAGAUGCAGAGGUUGCCGAGGCACUUCUGAGGCACGCAGAGCUUGCAGAGGUGACUUCACGGCCGGCAAGUCCUCAGCAUGGCCAGGAUUCAAGAGAAGGGCAGGUUGAGGAGCCAGAUAGCCCUGGGCAUGACUGGCAUCCGGACUCAGAGGAGGCUUCGCGGCCAGUUAGUCCUCAGUAUGGCGGUGAGGUCGUCCAGGAGCCCUCGCCCUCAGUCGAGGCAGAUGCAGAGGUUGCCGAGGCACUUCUGAGGCACGCAGAGCUUGCAGAGGUGACUUCACGGCCGGCAAGUCCUCAGCAUGGCGAUGGAUGACCAGAGGCCACGGCUGCGCAAGCCGCAUGUGGCAAACUCGUGUCACUAGGAACCUUCCUGGUUGGAACCGUCGGAUCCGCCACCAAGUGGCCCGCGCUCUCACGAAGUGAAGCGCGGGAGCGGCCGGGA
Molecule: messenger RNA, 1938 nt
Organism: Effrenium voratum
Lineage: Eukaryota; Dinophyceae; Suessiales; Symbiodiniaceae
Source: the annotation of a GenBank genome assembly